Molecule: messenger RNA, 1101 nt
Organism: Quercus robur (English oak)
Lineage: Eukaryota; Viridiplantae; Streptophyta; Magnoliopsida; Fagales; Fagaceae
Exons: 1
Coding region: 1-1101 (366 amino acids)
Molecular function (GO): nucleic acid binding; RNA-DNA hybrid ribonuclease activity
Source: RefSeq, a predicted model, not a curated record
AUGCAGGCCCUUAUUCAUAAAAGACCACUGCUACUCUAUUUGGCCACCAACUCGUACGCCAUCAGCGCACUAAUUGCUCUGGAAGAUGGAGGUGGUGUCGAGCAGCCAAUAUACUACAUCAACCGCGCCUUAAAAGAUGCAGAAACUCGUUACCUAAGGGCAGAGAGAGCGUGCCUGGCCAUUGUAUACGCUUCGCAGAGGUUGCGUCACUAUUUCUUGACCUACGAAGUAUGGCUGAUGACUAAGUCCCAUGCCAUUAAAGCUCUUUUACAACAGCCGAUCCUCUCUGGCAGGAUAUCCCAGUGGUUGCUACAGUUAUCACAAUACGACUUUAAAAUGGGGACACCUAGGGCAGUGAAAAGUCAGGCUAUAGCAGAUUUAUUGGCACAGUUUCCAGGAGAGGAAGAAUUCCCACUGGAUGAUGAAGUUCCAGGGGAAGUAGCCUUGUUAGAAGAAGUCAGAGAACAGUGGGUAAUGAAAUUUGAUUGGUCUUCUACUACCCAUUCCGGAGGGGUAGGAGUAGUUUUGUAUCAUGAAGAAGACAAGGCAGUGGCACUGUCAUUUAAGCUGGAAUUCCCGUAUUCAAACAACACGGCGGAGUACGAGGCCUACUUAACCGGGCUUGCCACGGCUCUCGAAAUGGGAGUCAAACAUUUGAAAGUAUUGAGGGAUUCAAACUUGGUUAUUUGCCAGGCCAAGGGAAGCUUUUCCUUAAAGGAGCCUAGCCUAGCCCCGUACAGAGGGAUGACCCAAAGAAUCGAAGAAAAAUUCUCAACCUUUGAAAUAGAGCAUGCCCCGAGAAACGAAAAUCGGUUUUUGGACGCAUUAGUUGCACUGGGUUCGCAAAUAAUCUUCAAAAGGAGUAGCACCAGGAUAGAAGUCAGCAAGAGGGAAGAAUCCAUCAUUGAGGUGUUGAAGGAAAAGGUCCGAGAGGAACAGGGCGAAGGGGAUUGGUGGAUCCCCAUAAAGGAAGUGUUGGUAAAGGGAGACGAUGCAGCAAAAUUAAAGAUGUUAAAAGAUCAUGCCUUGGUAAACGAAGAGUUGUACCGCAGGAUGCCAGGUGGGGUCUUAUCCAGAUGCGUGGGGCAGGAAGAAGCCUAG